Elgaria multicarinata webbii is the source of this 1360-nucleotide messenger RNA. RefSeq names its product twist-related protein 2-like. The transcript has 2 exons. Gene Ontology annotation, molecular function: protein dimerization activity; RNA polymerase II transcription regulatory region sequence-specific DNA binding; DNA-binding transcription factor activity, RNA polymerase II-specific. Bases 202 to 699 code for a protein of 165 amino acids. The record is from RefSeq and is a predicted model, not a curated record. Gene Ontology annotation, biological process: regulation of transcription by RNA polymerase II; developmental process. Lineage: Eukaryota; Metazoa; Chordata; Lepidosauria; Squamata; Anguidae.
UGAAGAAGCAGAUCCUUGAAAGUUGGAGCAAUUCAGAACGCCUCCGUAGCCCUCGAAGCUGUCGGCUCCUGGCGUCCCAUCCUUGAGGUUGUGCUGCUUGAACCUCAGGUCACCUUGGCUUGGCUUCGCCGCGGCCUGUUAGUUGCAAGCCCCCGUGGUGCGUGCCGACAGGAAAGGGAGAGGUAAGCAGACGUGAAGACAAUGAAAGAAGAAAGCAUGUGCCCAGACUCCCCAGAGGGCAGCCUGGUGACCAGCGAGGAGGAAAGCGAGAAGAUGCCAAGGAAAGGCCUUCGCAAAAGGGGCCAGCUGGGCGUGCCCUUGACCUCUGCCCCCCCGGAGUGCAGCACCCCCUCGCCGCAGGGCAAGCGCAGCAAGCGGAGCCCCGUGCCGCAGACCUUCGAGGACAUGCACACGCAGCGGGUCAUCGCCAACGUGCGGGAGCGCCAGCGCACCCAGUCGCUGAACGACGCCUUUGCUGAGCUACGCAAGAUCAUCCCCACGCUGCCCUCCGACAAGCUCAGCAAGAUCCAGACGCUCAAGCUGGCCGCCCGCUACAUCGACUUCCUCUACCAGGUCCUGCAGAGCGAUGAGCUUGACCACAAGAUCUCCAGCUGCAACUACCUGGCCCACGAGAGGCUCAGCUAUGCCUUCUCCGUCUGGAGGAUGGAAGGGGCCUGGUCCAUGUCGGCGUCCCACUGAGAUCCAGCCAGCCGGAAGGUCCACUCAGGAAGAAGGUUGGCUUGCACCAUGCUUCUGCCUCACCCAAGAGCAGCCAUAGACAAUCGACUCAGAGAAACUCAGGGCCCGCGCUCUCAUGCUUCUCCAUCACCAGCUCCAAACAAGACCAACAGCAUCAUCUUGGGGGAUGGAAGAGGGUGGAAAAGAGAGAACCCGACUUGGAUCCAGGAUGGAGAAUCGAGACUUGUCCAACUUUGCUCUGGGCAGGCUUGCGUACAUACUGGGGCAGCAAUCCAAAGCAGCAGGAAUGGACUGACUUUGCUUGUAACAAGCUGAUCUCCAAAUGUCUAUAUAGAACUCUUUUGAGGAGCUAAUUUAUUUUUGUUUUGUUUUUGAAUUUGCAGGUGUUGAGAAUUUUUUUAUUUUAUUUUCGCUUUGGCCUGCCGCUUUCCACUUUCCAAAAGGUUUUCCCUUCACCUCGUCUACGUCGCUUUCUUACGGGAUGAAGCUCAAGAUCAUCCUUCUACCAAACCUGCACUAAAGGCCCAAACUGACAAGACUCAACACCUAUCUGCCCCAACCAGCAUGGCCAAUAGUCAGGGAUGAUGGGAGUUGUAGUCUACCAACAUCUAGCGGGCCACAGGUUCCCCUAUCCUGGUUUAAACCCUCUUGAAGUGACUCC